Chelonia mydas (Green sea turtle) is the source of this 4363-nucleotide messenger RNA. It is a transcript of the gene POLK, whose product is annotated as DNA polymerase kappa. The transcript is spliced from 16 exons. The record is from RefSeq and is a predicted model, not a curated record. Gene Ontology annotation, biological process: error-prone translesion synthesis. Lineage: Eukaryota; Metazoa; Chordata; Testudines; Cheloniidae. The coding region runs from base 447 to 2927 and encodes 826 amino acids. Gene Ontology annotation, molecular function: damaged DNA binding; DNA-directed DNA polymerase activity. Gene Ontology annotation, cellular component: nucleus.
GAAGGCCUCCGCUUUUGAUUUGGAAGCUGAGGACGGCCAUUUUGGUUCGGUUGUGUGUCUUCUAAUUACGGCCUCCCCCCCAAGUCCUUUAGCCAGCGCCCGCCCAGUUCAUUUGAGUGCAGUGAGCUGAUGUCUUUUUUUUCCUAAGGACAUGCCUUUCUGUAAACAAAAUGGUCUUCAGUUUCUGUUUUGUCCCACUAGGCAGCUGAAAGUUAUGUAUAUUGAGGUAAAGAAGGCAUUUGACUGACAUGAGUUAAUGCUUGAAGCUCUUGCAGAAAAACUGAGUCUUUAGAAAUAAUGUUAAUAAGGAGAGGGUGGAAACCUGAUGUGCUGGGAUAAGGAGAUCAAUCCAAGCAUAGGGAGCAGCAUGGAAGAAGCCACAAAGACUGGAGUGGGCAAAGGAAGGAGGUUAUUAAAGUUUGAAAAAGCACUCACUGUGUUGCGCUAUGGACAGCACAAAGAAAGUUGUUAACACUUCUGAUGAUGGUGGAUUUCUGCUUAGAGUGGGCCUCAAUGAUAACAAAGCUGGAAUGCAAGGACUGGAUAAAGAGAAAAUCAAUAAAAUCAUAAUGGAGGCCACCAAGGGUUCUAGAUUUUAUGAAAAUGAGCUUAAGAAAGAUCAGCAAGUCAACCAACGAAUUGAAAAAAUGAUGCAGCUAAAAGAUAAAAUUACCAGCCAACAGCUUCUGAAAGCACAACUACAGUCCACUUCAAAUUACCAUGCUCGGAGAUUUGGGGUACGUGCAGCCAUGCCUGGAUUUAUUGCUAAGAAACUAUGCCCACAUCUUACUAUAGUGCCAUUAAACUUCAAAAAGUAUAAAGAAGUGAGUAAAGAGGUUAGAGAAAUACUGGUUGAAUAUGAUCCUAGUUUUAUGCCCAUUGGCCUAGAUGAAGCCUACUUGAACAUAACGGAGUACUUAGAGGAAAGACAGAACUGGCCUGAAGAUAAAAGAAGUUACUUCAUCAAAAGAGAAAACACUGCAAAAAAUGGUAAACAAGAUGUAACUGCACCCAGUGAACUAAAGUUGAAUGAAGAUGCACACUCAUCCUCACCAAUAUUGUUUGAAGAUAAUACUUUUAUAACAGAGGAACAGCCAGUUGCUACUUCCCACCUGUACACUGAAGAACGGAGAGAUCAAGAACUGUUGCUAAAUUCAGUGGUCUUUGGAACUUCAGCUGAAGAAGUUGUGAAGGAAAUUCGCUUUCGGAUUGAGCAAAAAACUGGAUUGACUGCCAGUGCAGGAAUUGCUCCAAAUAUGACUUUGGCAAAAAUGUGCAGUGAUCAGAAUAAACCUAAUGGACAGUACAGAAUCUCCCCUGAUAGGCAAUCUGUAAUGGACUUCAUCAAAGAUUUACCCAUUAGAAAGGUGCCUGGUAUAGGAAAAGUAACAGAAAAAAUGCUAAAAGCUCUUGGAAUUCUGACUUGCAAUGAACUUUACCAGCAGAGGACACUGCUUUCUCUCCUUUUUUCAGAAACAUCUUGGCAUAAUUUCUUGGAUGUCUCACUUGGUUUGGGUUCAAUGGAUUUGGAAAAGUAUGGAGAAAGAAAAAGUAUGAGCACUGAACGGACAUUCAGUGAAAUUAACACAGUAGAAGAGCAGUACCGCUUGUGUCAAGAACUUUGCAGAGAUCUCGCUCAGGAUCUGCAGAAAGAAGGACUUAAGGGUAAAACCGUUACCUUGAAACUGAAGAAUGUGAAUUUUGAAGUAAAAACAAGAGCUUCCACAGUGCUCUCUGCUGUUUUUACUGAAGAAGAAAUAUUUGCUGUUGCUAAAGAUAUGCUAAGGACAGAAAUUGAUGGUGUUGCCCCUCACCCUUUGCGGCUAAGACUUAUGGGUAUACGAGUAUCAGGGUUUCUAAAUGAAGAAGAAAAGAAAUACCAACAGAGGAGCAUUAUCAAUUUCUUAAAGCCAGGAAAACAAGCAAAUGCUUCUCUGCUUCAGCCAGGCAAAUCCAGCCAUGAACAUUUUACAAAAGCUUCAGAAACAUCUCACAGAGAGAGUUUUUUUGAUAAAAAGCGAGCUGCAAGGCAACAAAGCAACCAGGAGCUUCUUAUAAACAAACCUGCAAACAAGCAGAACUCACAUGAUAUAAAGUCAUCAGUAAAUACUAUGGAAGAAACAAAUGAUGCCAUAGGCUCAGAGAAUUUGAAUGAGUGUCAUAGCCUCACUUGCCCUGUUUGCUUUAAGGAGCAAAGAGACAGCGAUUUAGAAGCACUUAACAGACAUAUUGACAAGUGCCUCAAUGGGACAUUGGUAAAAGAUAAUGCAGAAAUAUCAACGAGUGAGAAUUCAUGGGAAAAUGCAUAUCAUUUUUCUCCUGACAAUAAAAAGAAAAUAUUUGAAAUGUGUCAAAAAAAUAAAAUGAACAAAUCAGUGGAUACAGUACAGUUAACAAAAGUAGCUGACAACUCUACUAGCAGUAACACAGAAGCAUUCCAUAAAGUAGUAGCUAAUACUAGCAAGGAAAGAGAGCAUAGUCUGCUUAGCGAAACUGCUAGCAACAUGUACCUAGAACAGAAUUUUUCUUCCAAAAUCAUUUCAUUGGAAAAUGCAGAACACUUUGAAAAGUCUGAAUGUACACAAGAAACUCAGCCUUCCUAUUCCUCUGGAGCCAUCAGAGACAAUGUUCUGGUUUGUCCAGUUUGUAACGUGGAACAAAAAACAACUGACCUUUCAUUGUUCAACAGGCAUGUGGAUGUUUGCUUAAAUAAAGGCAUUAUCCAGGAGUUGACAGAGCAAAUAGUUUGUCCAGUUAAGAGUCAAAUUAUGGAAAAUUCAAAGUCAGUUGGAAGCAUGGGCAGAGGACAUCAAUAUAUGAAUCCCACAACAGGAACAAAAAGGCCUGGACUAAUGACACCACAGUCAACACCAAAGAAAGCCAAACCAAGUACUUCCAAGCAAACGAUUGAAACAUUUUUAAAAUGAUGGUGUAACACUUUAUCAUAUAUGAAGAAUUUCAUAAUCAGUGUUUUAUUAUUCAAAUUAGUUUGGUGCAGGUGAAGGAUUGGACUCUGAUACUUGUCACUUUGGAAUCCCUAUAAACCUCCACUGGAGGAAUACAACAUUUGAGACAAAAUAAUAAGUGAUCUACCAGGGACCAGAGCAUUGAAUUAAUUUUCCACUCAAAUCAUUUUUUCACAAUAGUUUUUGUCUAAAUUAUAUCUGUGGAAAAAAGAGCAUGCUAAGAGCGGGCUUUGUUUUAUCUUGACAUAGUGGACACUCAGGGUAUGGAAGUCACCAGCAAUUCAACUUAGGUUGCUAGUGACCGAUAGGUAAUACAUGAUGACUGUUUGUUAACCAGUGUGAAAUGAGGUUGGAUUGAAUUCCGUUUCUGGUGGCCAGAUAUCCACAGCACAAAACAAUUGCUACUCAUUGAUGUCCCUGUUGAUAUUCUCCAUAGGAUUGGGCCCCAAAUCCAAGUCUCAUUGAAGUCAGUGGAAAGCCUGCCACUGACUUCUGUAGGAACUGAUGGGCCAGGUGUGUAGGGCUCAGUCCUGAACAGUGUUUGGCACUCUUGUGGUAUGUUGAGUGACCUCAACACCCACUGACUACAAACACCUUGCAGGAUCAACCCCUUCAAUGAGCAUGGAGUGUGAGAGACCCCCAGAAUAGGUAUGGGGUGUACGGGCUGUGCCUCACUGGUUCUGUGGAGAUAGAGAGAGCUUCAGAUUCCUAUGCAGUUGUCAAACCAGCACCUUUCAAAAGCAAAUUCACUUUAAGAAAAGUUAAGGAUAAACUAGUCCAGUGAUAAUGUGACUGAUGUGCAAAUGUGUAUGACAUUGAAAUAAUAAUCCUGAAUAUAUUAAGACAGGAAAUAACCUUCCUUCUUUUGCUCACGUUUUUUCUCUUUGAAGAGACAUAGUUUAUGCAAAAUACUUUUUGUAGUUUGUUAUAAACCAUGUUUUUAUGAAUAUAUGUAAGGGGGGAAGCUGUAAGGUACACUUAUGUAUUUAAAAUACUCUAUUUACAUUCUUUACUUCCCAAAAAUUCAAUUAUUUAAAUAUUUAGUGUCAAUUUAUAAUCAAAUAUGCUUAUAACGUAAUUUUUUUUCAAGCAAGUCAUUUUGUAAUAAUGAGAGAAUACUUAGAGUUUAUUUUUUUAAAAAAUCAUUAAAAUAUGAAGUAAAAUGGCAUCUCAAAAGAAAAUAUCCACCACAAAUAAUGCAUUUGUGAACAUUAGCUAUGUGAGGACUUUUUUCCUUUAAAAAAAAAAAUACAGCUGCUCUGGUUUUAUGAAUCUGGCUGUCUCUCAAUUUACAUCUGUUUAAAUACAAUGUGAUAAACCUUUAUCUGGAUUGCUUGAUUACUUUUUUAUCUUCUGCUAACAUGGGACCUAAGUCAAUAAAAAAGUGUAGAAGCCAA